AAAAGAUUUUCGAAUUCUUUUUAUUUUAACAUUUUUCUCUGUGAAUUUGUACAGUGAAGCUAAGCAUAGGCUAAAAAAUAAAGACUUUGGACCUAACAUUGUUGGUGGGAAACCCGUGUGUGCUGCAAAAUAUCCACAUUCAGUACUGUUCUUUAAUGCAGGCAGUUUGUGUGGUGGAGCCAUUUUAAAUAGUUGGGCAGUUAUAACAUCAGCUCAUUGCAUAGAUUAUAAUACUGAUAUUAAUGAAAUGAUAGUACAAGUUGGAUCGAGACAUAUUUUGGACGUUAAUGCAAAAAAAUAUAGAUUACAGUGGUUCCUUGUUCAUGAAAACUACAACAAGAGGAUUCCUUUCGAGAAUGACAUUGCUAUUUUAUUUGUUGAGCACCCAAUACAGUUCAGCAAAGUGGUUAAGAAAGCGAUAUUAGUAAACCACAACCGAUGGAUGAGCGCCAGCCAGACGAAGUUCUCUGUCACAGGCUGGGGCUGGCAAAAGUACGGCGGACCAAUGUCAAAAAAGAAUCUUAUGAUGGCCAAAUUAAAAUACGUUCCGCUUGAAGAGUGUAGUCGACUGCAUAAGAUGGAACUCUCUCCAGACAUGUUCUGUCUUUAUGGAGAUGGACAAAGGGAUACUUGUCGGGGAGAUUCUGGUGGAGGAGUAAUAUGGCGUAGGCAAUUGGUAGGUUUAACGUCUCAUGGUGAUGGCUGUGGUAAGGAAAACAAACCAAGCAUGUACACGAACCUGUGGUACCAUAGAGACUGGAUCAAGAUGGAGUUGGCUAAGUUCGUAAUAUUUUACUGCCAACGACUGCAGAACAAAAGAAUAUCGCAGAACUUAACAAACAAAAGAUGUAAUCUAAAGUCAGCGUAAGAUUACGUUCUUCUGUUUGGGAAAUAAAAU
Spodoptera exigua (beet armyworm) is the source of this 898-nucleotide messenger RNA. Lineage: Eukaryota; Metazoa; Arthropoda; Insecta; Lepidoptera; Noctuidae. The record is from the annotation of a GenBank genome assembly.